Messenger RNA from Coniophora puteana RWD-64-598 SS2, 3482 nucleotides. RefSeq lists its product as uncharacterized. The record is from RefSeq and is a predicted model, not a curated record. Lineage: Eukaryota; Fungi; Basidiomycota; Agaricomycetes; Boletales; Coniophoraceae. Bases 165 to 3368 code for a protein of 1067 amino acids. The transcript is spliced from 22 exons. Gene Ontology annotation, molecular function: metal ion binding.
GCUAGGACUAUUACUAACUAAUAUUGUAGUUGUAGUGGUCUGGUCGUUCGGUCUGGAUGUAUGCACUCGGGGCCAUAGCGAGACGCCAUCUUCGGAGUGUCCCCGGACUCGGCCUCCAUCGAUUUCGACCGCGGUCGUCUAUCCCACAACUCUCCCUCUCUUCAAUGCAGCGCUCUCUCAACGGUAAUUUCUCGUCCACCGCCACCGCUAGAGUCGCACCUUCCUCUGAGCCACUGUCCGACAAGUAUGGCAACUUCGAUCUCAUAAAGCACAUCAACCUAGACUCGACCGACAUCUCGGUCUCCAAAUGGAAGAGCAGAGAAACAGGCCUCAGCGUCGUUCACCUUGAUUAUGAAGCACCUCUCGUCAAUGGCUACUUCGUCAUCGCUACAGAGAUCUUCAACGACAGCGGGUGUCCUCACACUCUGGAACAUCUUGUAUUCAUGGGCUCGGAAAAGUACCCAUACAAGGGGAUCAUAGACCACCUUGCCAAUCGUGGUUUCUCUAACGGUACAAAUGCUUGGACAGACAAUGACCACACUGCGUACACCGCGUCUACGGCUGGUGACCAGGGAUUCCUUCAACUCUUGCCUAUUUAUCUAGAUCACAUUCUCUAUCCCACCAUGACCAAGGCUUCCUUCAUAACCGAGGUACAUCACGUUAACGGUGAGGGAGAGAACUCCGGUGUCGUUUACAGCGAGAUGCAAGGCCGAGAGAACACUCCCGGUGAUCUCAUGGCUCUUCGGUCCCAGCGUACUCUGUAUCCUCCAGGCAGUGCAUAUCGCAGCGAAACGGGUGGUCUUAUGGAAGCGUUGCGGAAACUUUCGGUCGAGCAAAUUCGUGAUUAUCAUGGGACAUACUACGUUCCUCACAAUCUGUCCUUAGUUGUGGCAGGGAAGAUGUCUAACGGUACCCAGUCCUUGCUCAAAGUUGUUCAGGAGCAAGUCGAGCCCAUCAUCGUCGCCCACAAUCAAAACAAGGGUUCUCGUCCGAAAGGUUGGCAGCGUCCCUUCACGGAAACGGCCAGCGCAAGGCGCGGGCCCAUUGAAAAGAUAACCAAGGAAACUAUCGAAUUUCCCGAACAGGACGAGAGUGUUGGUGAAUUGCUCGUUACAUACACUGGUCCAUCGCCAACGGCAUUUCUGGAGAGGAAGGCCCUUGACAUCCUGUCAACGUACCUGACUUCUUCCCCUGUUGCUCCUCUGAACAAGGAAUACGUCGAAAUCGAGUCGCCUCUAUGCUCUUACAUCUACCUGAGCGAAGACACGAGAGCUACCCUGGUUGAUUUGCCUAUAUAUGUUGGCUCCGUGCCGACUGAACACCUUGACAAUUUCGACGAAAAGCUAGUAGCAAGUUUCGGCAGGAUCGCUAAGGAGGGUAUUGAUAUGACCAGAAUGUCCAUGGUUCUCAAUCGCGAUGAGCGUCAGCUUCGUAGCAAACUGGAGUCUUCGAAAGGCGAUACGUUCUCCGGGUCCAUCAUCACUGAUUUCCUGUACGGUGCUGAAGAUGGUUCUGAUCUUGGCCCUUCUUUGAACGAACUUCAAUACUAUGCCGAGCUGCGACAAUGGUCUGAGAAGCAAUGGGUUGAUCUCUUGAAGCGAUAUUUCGUGGACCCUCCCUACAUUGUCGUCAUCGGGAAACCCUCUUCUAAGCUGGCAGAGAAACUGGAGGCGGAGGAGAAAGCGCGGCUUGCCAAGCAGCGGGAGAGCCUCGGACCUUCCGGUAUCGCUAAAGCCAAAGAGGAGCUCGAGGCCGCUAAGUUGGAGCACGAGAAGCCCAUCCCAACGGAUAUCCUGAAGUCCUUCCCGGUCCCUGACGUUAAGAGCAUAUCUUGGAUACCUGUUCAGAGCGUUCAGCAGCGAGGGAAGGGCCGUAAUCAGCUUGACUCUACUGGGGCGUCUGAGCUAGCCUCCCAUAUCGAAAUGGACGGGUCUCCGCUACCCUUUUUCAUUGAAUACGACCACGUCAAGUCUAAUUUCGUUGGUGUUCAUGCUACUUUCUCGUUGGCGAAUCUACCCGAUAGGCUGCGUCCGUACAUAUCAACAUACCUGUCCGCGUUCUUCUCUUUGCCCGUGGUACGCAAGUCAGGGGAACGCCUGUCUCAUGAACAAGUUAUCAACAAACUUGAUGAUGAGACUGUCUCUUAUGAGGCCUCACUGGGUAUCUCAGAUCAAAUCCCCGAAACACUCCACAUAUUCCUUCAAGUUGAAGCAUCGGCAUAUGAAUCCGCUAUUUCCUGGCUUCGGGAUUUGAUGUAUGGGGCCGAGUUUGACAAAGAAAGACUUCUUGUCACUGUUGCCAAGCUCCUACAGUCUCUCCCGGAACUGAAGCGUGAUGGUAACACAGUCCUGGCAUCCGUCUGGUCGGAGAACCUGUACGAUAAGAACUCGACAUCUAGGGCAAGUGCACCUCUUCCACAGGCAGAGUUCAUUCCCCAGCUCGUCGAAGCGCUGAAUGAACGGCCGGAAGAAGUUAUCGCUGACUUCAAAUCAAUACGCAAACAUCUGACAGAUCCCAGCGGUGUGCGCAUCGGUGUCACUGGCGAUAUCUUGAGCCUGCCCAGUCCUCGAAGCACAUGGGCCAAAUACUUCAGGGACUUGUUGCCGGAGGCGGAGCUCGCUCCUGUACGGAUGACGAGCGAAACGUUGAGUGAGAUGGGCAAGAAACCAUGUGGACAGGCGACUGUCGUCAGUCUGGCAUCCAUCGAGAGCACAUACGCCAAUCACACAACGGGAAGCAUCCAAGGGUUCAAUGAUCCCGAGUAUCCUGCAUUACGCAUCGCCUUGGAAGUCCUUAACGCAGCAGAGAGUUUCCUAUGGCGCUCAAUUCGUGGCUCAGGUCUGGCAUACGGUGCCUACAUGUCUCCGGAUCGGGAGUCUGGUCUUCUGACGUUCAAUUUAUAUCGAAGCUCGAACAGCAUGCAAGCGUAUGAAGAGGCUUACACGGUCGUGAAAGGCCUCACGGAUGGCUCGAUUGAACUGGACGAGACAUCCUUGGAUGCCGCAAAGAGUAGCAUUGUCUACGACGUCGCUAAAAAUGUUGCGUCUCCAAAUCGGGCCGCCCUCAACUCGUUCCUCAAUCAAGCACUGAAGGGCGUUUCAAAGAACUUCAACCAGGAACUUCUAGAGAAAUAUCAGACCGUCACCAAGGCGGAUGUCCUGGUGGCACUCAAGAAAUACGUCCUGCCUGUGUUUGACCCAUCUUCUUCGACCGUCGUGGCUGUUACGGCUCCAUCCAAGGUAGACCAAAUUGUGGAAAGCCUGACCGCUCGGGGUUUCAAGGUCGAAAAAAGGACACUGGAGGUGGAAGACGGUUCGGAGGAUGGCUCUGAGUCUAGCAGUAGUGGGAGUAGCUCGGAGAGUGCUUAAUUCUUACAUCUCAUCUCAACUCUACAUGACGCAUCAACUUAGCAUAGACACACCGCAAUCUAAUCCGUAUAUACUGCAGCAACUAAGUCACAUUUUACCGACGCUAUCAAGAAA